This is a messenger RNA of Ruditapes philippinarum (Manila clam), 4714 nucleotides long. RefSeq lists its product as uncharacterized. Gene Ontology annotation, cellular component: transcription factor TFIIIC complex. Bases 228 to 4151 code for a protein of 1307 amino acids. The transcript has 20 exons. The record is from RefSeq and is a predicted model, not a curated record. Gene Ontology annotation, biological process: transcription by RNA polymerase III. Gene Ontology annotation, molecular function: protein binding. NCBI's taxonomy places the organism in Eukaryota, Metazoa, Mollusca, Bivalvia, Venerida, Veneridae.
GACCGUACAAUUCACUAAUCGUGAGAAAAACUCCAUAGACUUCUGAAAUCAAUUAACAUCACUGUUAAAUUAACGUGUUUCAUGUUAUUUAAAGUUAUUGCAUAUUGUCACAGUGUCACAAAAGUAAAUAUUUCAUUUUGAAACAUAACUGAAAGCCACACAGUACAACGAACAGAUAUUGGCUAGAAAAGAGGAAAAGAUUUAAAGGAGAUCCUGUGGAUGAUAAAAUGUACUCUAAAAGAGAAAGGAAGCCGAAGGUUUGGGCAGGUUUUGAAACUGAAGCACCUUCUGAAAAUCAGAGAGACAGAAUACAACACAAUGAGCAGGUUGAUAAAGACAAAGUUACUGAGAAUAAAUCUGACAAGAACAACAGCCCAGUCAAGAAGGACAUGGACUAUUCUACUACUAGUGUUAAGAAGGGUAAACGAAAGUCACAAAAGUUAAACAUUACUUUUGAAGAUGAUUCAAGUGAGAAAGUUGAAAAUGAUACAAAUAGUAUUGAAAAGUUUAAAGGUGUGGAAGAAGUGCUCAUAACUAAAGGAACUACAGAGCUAAAAAACAAUGAAGAAAAAAAGCGAAAGGUAAAUAAAUUUGUACAACCUAGUCAAGGAUUUGGAGAUGAUUUAGAUGAAAAAGUUCCAGUGUCAGAAGAGGAAUUGGAAAGUAUUAGACAAGCUGUUGAAAGUAAAAGAACUACAAAAUAUAUUGAAAAGUGUGAUAGGGUGAUGGUAAGACAGGAGUCAAAAGACACUACUAAGCUAGAAGAUGAUAGCACUCCUGUAAAGCAUAAAGCAAUUGAAGAAAACGAUUCUAAAAACAAUAAAGGACAAUCAAAAUCUAAUGAAGCUAAUGAUAGUAAUACCAUUAAGAUUGACUCUGAUAUUAGCAAUACUGGGUCUCAGAAGAAAACCCCUGGUAGGAAAAGAGGAAGGCCUAAAAAAGCUGUUAUUGAAGAUUCCAGUGAACAAGUAGAAGCAACUGAUAAAGAUUUAGAUCAAUCAAAUGAAAAAGGAAAUUUAAACGAUGACACUGAUCUAGACGAAAGUGCUAGAUUACUAAGCACUCCUGUAAGUGCUCCUGUUAGGAAAAGAGGAAAAAGAAAAAUGCUGGAUGAAGGUGAAUCCCCUCAGGAAAAAACUCUUGAACACAGUUUUGUAACUCCUGUUUCAACAUCUAAGCAAAGAGGCAGAAAAAAGAAAUCACAAAGUGAUGCAAGUGAUGAAAUUGAAAAGGAAUUGAACAAAUCCCAGGGAUCAAGUAGGAAAGGUCGGAAACGAAAAGAGAUAAAUUAUGCCGCUAUGGAGGAUGGUGAUGAUUUGAAAGAAGAGUCUACCGAACUUCCUGCCAAAAAGAGAGGUCGUAAGAGAAAGGAGGUGAAUUAUGCAGCAGUUGAUGAUGGUGAUGAAAUAGAAGAGUCUGAAGACCAAAAUGAAGUCAACAUAUUUGAUAAAGAUGACGAAGAACUUGACUAUGAAGCAGAUGAUGUUUCUUUUACAUCCAAGAAAACCCCUUCACGGAAAACUCCAUCUAAACAAGUGAAGAACCUCCAGUGUAAACAUUGUGAUUAUCAUGGAAAGACAGUGAUUGAUAUAAGGAAACAUUAUGCCAUAUCUCAUCAGCUAUGGUGGACUGAGGAAAACCCGGAGGGAAUUUUCGACAAAUCUUGCUGGGCAAAUGUAUUCAAGCUGAAGAAAUUCCUUAACUGUACAAAGUGUGAUAAACAGAUUAACUUUGUAACAUACUAUCCUAACCAUUUUGAAUGGUGCGGAAGGGAGCAUUUAACAUACACAUGUGAGCAUUGUGAGAAGGACAAUCUUGUGUUGCGUUGGCAACAGCUACACUUAAAGACAUGCCCAGCACUCCUGGCACAGUUAGAUAAAGAGAGGCGGACAGAAGAGAGCAGGAGACGUAAGGAGGAAAUGAAAAUGAUGGAAGAAACAGAGGAUUCUGGACGUGGCAGACAAAGAAAAGCUGCCAAAAAAGCAAGAACAAUGGUACAUAAUAUAUCAAAAGAUAUGGAACCGACUGCUGAGAGUGACAAAUCAGAUGACCCUGAUGUUGUUUUGAAUGAUGAUGAUGAGAAUGAUGAUGAGGAGGAGGAUGACAAUAUCGAUGAUGAUGAUGAUAUCAAUGAAGAUGAUGUACAAUCACCCAAUGAAAAUGAUUAUGAUGAUGAUAUUGUUGCUGAUGAUGAUUAUGAUGUAGAAGAUGACAAUAAUGGAAAAAAUCCUUAUUGGAAUAGAGCUGGUCAUUUCAAUCCACAUCCCUUAAUGGAAAAAUUUGUGGAAGAAAAUUGGUCUGAACAAUUGUUUUUGGAUUGGGUACCUUUGAAAAAGGACUGGAAACAACUUUCUCAGGAGGAAAGUGAGCCAUAUCUUCCUAAAAUGAAAGCCAGUAUAAGAUUCAGUUUCCAUGGCAACAAGAGUCCAUCUACCCUACACACUUUACAAUCUACAACCAUCGAUGAUUUUCCAUUGUUUUACACUGGUUUGUCUAUUUGGGAUUUGGCCUGGUGUCCAACAAGUUUGACCUGUACAGAUGGUCAGUUCCUGGCUGUAACUGGCAAAACUGACCAUGCUCAAAUGUUCCUCACAGAUCAGAGAUGGACAGGACCUGGUUUGAUCCAGAUUUGGUUUACAGGGAUACAAAAUAAUAAAUUGAAAUCGAAAGCUGUCCCAAGUUUACAAUUUAACAUGGUGCACGAUUUUGGACUUGCUACUCAAAUGUUAUGGUGUCCAUCAGGUUGUUAUAAGUCAAAUGAAAAUCAGACAGAGGCUGAGUCUUACACCAGGCUUGGUUUACUUGCUGUUUGCUUUACUGACGGAACUUGUAGGAUAUUUAGUGUUCCACUGAUGAGUACAGCCUCAGAUGGAGUACCGCAGACUUACAAAGUCAAGCCUGUUAUAACACUGAUGUCAUGUAAUGACCAUGAGGGUGGGAGUUACACCUGCUCUGCCAUGGACUGGAUCAAAACUCAAGGUCACUCCAAGAUCAUUUUGGGAUACUCCUCAGGUGCUAUCAAACUCUUCAAUCUUUUAUCAAGAUCUCCAUUACAACGUAUUACAUCAAAUGACGAAGUGCGGUUAUUUCCGUAUUUGAACUUACAACCACACGGCAAUCUGGUUCGAGCUGUACAAUUCUGUUCUCUGUUUGAGAACAUUAUAGUGACGUCAUCAGAAGAUUUUGAAACGAUUUUCUUCGAUUUAACAAAUCUGGGUGCUCCUAUACAUUGUGACAGUGGCUCUUACAUGCCUAUAUGUAUGUUUUCCUCUCUCUGGCAGCAUGGAGUUUUCAGCGGUUCAGAUGAAAAUUACGCUGUUUUAGCCAACAGGGCAAGAUAUAUUGAUAGUGGACAUGUUUUAUUCUUUGGAGCUCCAGCGCACCGGAAGGAUGAGAGAGGGGCGUAUUACAUCUCCUUGCAACCAGCAUGUAUAUGGGACAUUGAAUGUUCUGAGUGGGUAGGAUUAGUGGUGUCUAGUGAUAACAGAGGUUGCAUAGCUGGUCUGACACUUAAAGACUUCCUCAAGAUUUCCCCGGACUGUAAAACAUACAAAUUUAGACAGUUACUUCUACAAACAAUAAUUAAAGAGGAUACUGUAAUAAAAGAAGAACAUGAUACCAAGGAAAAUUCUUCAAGUGGUGUAGACCAAUCAGGACAGUGUAAAAAAUGUGCAAAUAUCCAAUCAAAAGAAACAUUACCAAAGGAUAACUCAGGAAAAGACCAAUCAGAAAUAAGUGUUCAGUGUACAUGUGAUAAAACUGACCAAUCAACAAGAGAGAAAGAUUUAUCCAAUGAGAUUCAUUCAGAUAUCAAAGUGGAAUUGAAUGAAGGUGAUAAUAAAACUAAAACAAGUGUAAUAAAGAGUAAAAAUGGAAAAACUCUUCAAAAUUAUCAAGAAUUAGUAAAUAAUUCAGUGCUUCAUUUCAAAGAGAAUUUCAAGGUUCCAAAAUAUGUGCCAAAUGAUAAAAACUCAGAUAGAUAUGACAGACCGUCAAUAGCUGCCAUAAAGUCUGUAAGCUUAAACCCCAACAAACACCAGUGUUGCUGGCUGGCAUACGGAGGUAAUACUGGACUAGUGAGAUUGGUGAAUGUACAGAAAAAUUUUGCUAAAGUAACUGAGGAUUAUCUCCGACAGAAACAUCAAAUAUGAGGACUCAUUCACUGAAAAAAUUGAUUAAAGUUAUUGAGGACAUAACAGAUUUUAAUUAUCUGAAUAAUUUGAUACAGAGUUGAUGUUUUAUCAUUCAGUAACUGAAUAACUCAACUUUACGAUAAUGUACUAAGGGACAUCUCAGACUUUUUGUAUCUGUCUAGUUGAAUCCUAGGAUAGAUAAUAUACUGAGGGGCAUCUUAAGAAACUGAAUCCUGAGAUAAAAUACUAAUAUGGCAUCUUAGACUAAAAAAAUAACUGAAUAAUUGGACCCUAAGAUAAUAUUCUAAGGGGCAUGCAAAUCUUUUAAGUAACUGAAUAACCAGACCAUUAUAUAAUGUACUGAGGGGCAUGAUAGAUCUGUUGAAAUUGAGUAAUUUAUUACCGGACUGUAAGUUUGAAAUAAUGUGUUGAAUGGCAUUACAGUUUUGUUGUUACAAAGAUAGAUUAAUUAACAGGGGAUAAUUAUAUUUCUUUUCUAUGUUAUUCAUUAAAUGCAAAUUCUUGGUGAAAUAGCAAUCACUGUGUUUUACAUAUAACUCAUUAAAGUGAGUGCAAUGAGA